AUGCAGCACGUCCGAUCGUCUCUCCCCAGCACCGCAGUGAAUCUGCAUGCCCGCUGCAGCGUCGAGGCUGCCGUCCCCGUCGUCCCCGAGGUCUUCUUUUCUUCACAGCCGGCAAGAACCGCCACCAGUAAUUGCACCAUCUCCCUGACCGCAUCCGACGCUUGCAUGCCAUCCUCCAUCGUCUCGCUUGCACCAGCCGGAGGGGUGGCGCUCGUCUUCACUUGCAUCGCGGUCGGAGAUCCACCUCGGCCGCGACAGCAAUGCACCGUCGACGUCCAAACUUCUCCCCCACCCACUCCAUGCACCACCCUACCGUCAUCUUCCCCACCAACACCAUGCGCUGCCGCCGCCUUGCCACCCUCCCCACCAACGCCUCGCACCGCCGCCGCCGCUAGUGCUUCGCCACCUUGCGCCGUCACCUCCCCGCCCGUUGCACCACUGUGGAACAGCGGGAUUUGA
Zingiber officinale is the source of this 459-nucleotide messenger RNA. Its product is annotated as lysine-rich arabinogalactan protein 19-like. The record is from RefSeq and is a predicted model, not a curated record. Lineage: Eukaryota; Viridiplantae; Streptophyta; Magnoliopsida; Zingiberales; Zingiberaceae. Bases 1 to 459 code for a protein of 152 amino acids. The transcript has a single exon.